This is a messenger RNA of Leptosia nina, 249 nucleotides long. The record is from the annotation of a GenBank genome assembly. Lineage: Eukaryota; Metazoa; Arthropoda; Insecta; Lepidoptera; Pieridae.
AUGAGGACAAUACUUAUUGUUGUGUUACUAACGGUUUAUUUGGGGAAUGUAUGGGCUGUCCCGGCGAGUUUUUUGAUCCCGGGAAUAACGACGACCAGUACAACCACACGUAAACCAUGGACUACUAAAGUUAAAGACGGCAUAAGCACAUUCUUCCAAGGUGCAGCGGCAGCCAGUGUCGUACAGCAAGCUAUACAAAACGGAAAAAGCUCGAAGCGCAAAACACAUCACACUGAACACAAGCAAUAA